Messenger RNA from Doryrhamphus excisus (bluestripe pipefish), 617 nucleotides. RefSeq names its product islet amyloid polypeptide (gene iapp). Gene Ontology annotation, molecular function: hormone activity. Gene Ontology annotation, cellular component: extracellular region. The record is from RefSeq and is a predicted model, not a curated record. NCBI's taxonomy places the organism in Eukaryota, Metazoa, Chordata, Actinopteri, Syngnathiformes, Syngnathidae.
CUUCACAAAAGACUGGGCUCAGUUGACAUAAGUAAGCUACACAAUAUAGCCACCCAUCACGAUGUAUCACCUGCGAGUGCCUGAGCUCUUCUUAAUGCUGUCUGUGCUGCUGCAUUGCAUCACUGCUGCCCCAAGCCACAGACACUUAAGUCCCAGCUCAUUCAGCGAGGAGGAGAGUGCUCCACCAGAGGACGACGGCUGGGCAGUGCCCAAGUUCCCACUUUCUAACCCCUUCCUUGGACUCAUGGCGACACGAUCACAGCAAGGCCUCACGGCUAUGAACAGCCAUCCCAUUGAGAAGAGAAAGUGCAACACAGCCACCUGUGUCACCCAAAGGUUAGCAGACUUCCUGGUCCGGUCCAGUAACACCAUCGGCACGGUGUACGCGCCAACCAAUGUGGGAUCUGCCACCUAUGGCAAGAGGGACCUAUUACUGCCACCAGACUACUAUCUUCCUUUUUAGUAGCCUCGCAUCUAUAUAUUAUGAACUGUAAUAACAAUCCUGAACAGUGUUUAUUCUAUCAACUUUACUGUACCUUUUGUUUAGGUUCCUGUGAUUUUUCUUCUGUUUUGGUGUCUUUUUUAUGCUAUUUCUCAGUAGCAUGCUCUAUAUAAAA